Paramuricea clavata is the source of this 22349-nucleotide messenger RNA. NCBI's taxonomy places the organism in Eukaryota, Metazoa, Cnidaria, Anthozoa, Malacalcyonacea, Plexauridae. The record is from the annotation of a GenBank genome assembly.
AUGUCAACGUCUGCGGUCGUUCCGUUGGUAUUCUGGGGCAGCACUCCUCCCAAACAUGUGGUGACUUGUAUUUUGGUAACUUAUGAUCAAAAAACCGUCAUAACUGGGUCGAAAUCCGGUCAGCUAGGAGUCUGGGAUAUCAGACAUUUGGAUGGAGGCGAAGUAGAGGUAAAGAAACCUCUUACAAAUCAAUUGAUCAGUUAUGAAAUAAUAUGCUGGUAUUCACCUGUAGCUAUUCAUCGGUCUUUGAACAAUAAAAUGCAAUACAGUCUAUAUAUGUCAAACAAUAGUACAUAUAAAUUUCACUUUGUUUUAGAAAAUGAAAACCUCAACCUAGGGCUCUUGACGUGCAUUAAAAUGACAAGGAAAAUGAAUGGGUAGCGUAGCUAGACAGCGUUUAGGUGUAUAGUUCCUUUAUUGGCUUAAUUAUAGCUUCAAUGCUGUAUGUAACUGCCGAAAUUUUCAAUUGUGUAUGUAGGUCAUUGCAAAGAGUCUAAUAUUUGGUCACAAUGAUUUGGUUUCUGCAUUAGCAUGUGCCUGUGUUGGCUUGGAGAACCAGUCUGCUGUUAUCAGUGCUGCUGAAAAUGGGUAAUUAACAAUUACAGUACUCCCCCCCCCUUACACAUUCUACCACUAUACACCCCCCUGCAAGCUCUAUGGCAGGCUCUACCAAUAUACAUCAUCCUGCAAGCUCUACCAAUAUACACCCCCCUGCCAGCUCUAUCUUCUAUCCAGGCCCACCCCCCUACAGGCUCUAUCAGUAUACACCCCCUAGAGGCUCUAGCAUCCCCACCCCCCUGCAGGCUCUACCAGUAUACACCCCCCUGCAGGCUCUAGCAUCCCCACCCCCUGCAGGCUCUGCCAAUAUACACCCCCUUGCAGGCUCUAGCGCCCCCACCCCCUGCAGGCUAUACCAAUAUAAACCCCCCUGUAGGCUCUAGCAUCCCCACCCCUCGCAGGCUCUACCAAUAUACACCCCUUGCAGGCUCCCCAAGCACCCCCACCCCCCACCCCCUGCAGGCUCCACCAGUAUAAACCCCUGCAGGCUCUAGCAUCCCCACCCCCUGCAGGCUCACCAAUAUGGCUCCCCCUGCAGGCCUCAGCACCCUCCCCCCCAAGCUGGCUCUACCAGUAUAUAAACCCCCUGCAGGCUCUAGCAUCCCCACCCAACUGCAGGCUCUACCAAUAUACACCCCCCUGCAGACUCUAGCAUCCCACCCCCUGCAAGCUCUACCAGUAUACACCUCCCUGCAGGCUCUAGCAUCCCACCCCCUGCAGGCUCUACCAGUAUACGCCUCCCUGCAGGCUCUAGCAUCCCCACCCAACUGCAGUCUCUACCAGUAUACACCCCCUGUAGGCUCUAGCAUCCCCACCCCCCUGCAGGCUCUACCAGUAUAAACCCCCCUGCAGGCUCUAGCAUCCCCACCCCCCUGCAGGCUCUACCAAUAUACACCCUCUGCAGGCUCUAGCAUCCCCACCCAACUGCAGGCUCUACCAGUAUACACCCCCCUGCGGGCUCUAGCAUCUCCACCCCCUGGAAACUCUACCCCCAGUGUUAAUUAGUUUUGUAGAUCUCUAUUCUGUGUUUGUAUUAUUUUUCAAAGUGAAUUAUGUCUGUGGGAUGUUGAUGAUGGCUUGUGUAUACAAACAAAUACCAUAGUUGGAGCACACACAAAUUUAUUGGUGAGUUAGAAAGUCUAAAAAAUACAAAAGGAUACUUCCAACAUUUUCAAUGACGUUUUUAAUAUAUUUACCAUGUAUAAAAUAUACAAUAUAGAUUCAUUAGGUUGUUUAACAAUAAAAUUGCCCAAUAGACAGUGCAAAAAACAUAGUAGAGCUAAACUUACACAUUUAUUUCAGCCAUUUCAUGUUUCUACUGGUGGUAACAAAGAAUGGAGAGUAGUAUGUCAUGGAUAUUAUCUUGAUGUCUAUGUUGUUGAUGUUCUUACUUUAGAGGUAGGCAAAACUCCGUUUUCAAAUGCCAGAAUUCCGUUUUCAAAUGCCAGAACUCCGUUUUCAAAUGCCAGAACUCCCUUUUCAAAUGCCAAAACUCCGUUUUCAAAUGCCAAAACUCCGUUUUCAAAAGCCAAAACUCCCUUAGUUUUCAAAUGGCAGAACUCCGUUUUCAAAUGCCAGAGCCCCGUUUUCAAAUGUCAGAGCUCCGUUGUCAAAUGCCAGAACUCCGUUUAGUAUUUUAUUGUUUUUUUUACAGGUGCUCUAUACCUUGUCAUCAAGUGCGUCUUCCAAUUGGUUAGCUGCAGCUUGUGUGGUCAGACCUCCACGAAGGCAAGGUAUGAUAAUUAAGUACAUGUAGCAGUUACCCCUUCAUCAACCCUCGUGCAUUGGGCCUCACAUUCUACAGGAUAUAUUCGAGUAAAAUAUCAUGUCUAAUAAUGUUAACAUGCUGUCAAAUUUUUUUUUUUAGAGGAUGUUCUUGUGGGUAUUACAUUGUCAGGCACAGUGAAAAUCUGGCCACUGAAGAGGAAUCCUGAGAAUAAGGUCUGCGGUUACUAGAAUGGGUUGAAUGUGUACAAAAAACAUCUAAAUAAAUAUAAAUCUGACCAAGGUUAAUUAAAGUGGCACUGUCAUCAAAAUUUUUAUUUUCUUUAACGAAAAUGCUUUUAAAACUGUAUAACAACUUGUUUUGAAGAUUUUUGUUCCCAUGCUUAGUUCUUGAGAUAUUUCAUUUUGUUUGUAACCAUGUGACGUCAUUUACGCAAUUACAUUACAUAUAUAAUGAGAUAUCAGUAAUUGUUGUGUAUCUUUGCUAUUUUUGAUGGAUUUGUUUAAAAAAAACAGUAUGCUUAACGUUAUAGGUUGAAUUAUCAAACGCGCCGCAUCUUUCGAAAGAUUUUGAUAAAAAAUUGCAAAGAUACACAACAAUUACUGAUAUCUCAUUAUAUAUGUAAUUGAGUAAAUGACGUCACAUGGUUACAAACAAAAUGAAAUAUCUCAAGAACUAAACAUGGGAACAAAAAUCUUUAAAACAAGUUACCAUACAGUUUUAAGAGCAUUUUCGUUUAAGAAAAUCAAAAUUUUGAUGACAGUGCCACUUUAAUGUAAUCAAUGAAUAAUCAAAUUAGUUCUUUUUUUUAGGCAACCGAAGCGAUGUAUGAUCAAAUGUUAUCACAGAUGACAGGAGUCAAAGCACUUCACGUUGUAUGCAAUCCAUUUUCUCAACGAACAAUACUUAUUGUGUCAGCGAAACAAUGGCAGGUAUUGGAACACAACAUCAGCAAUUUAAUAAUACAUUUGACUUGUUUGAACAAGUAUGAUUUGCCAUUAUUGUGAUCGGAUUUCUUGGGGCCUGCAGUCCUUGUCCCCGAGUGCCGAGAACCCUGUGGCUGGAAUCUUAUCAGAGAGGGCUUUAACAUGAACCAAUCUCUCUCCAGAUGUAUGAUGUCAGUAACUUCCAGUUUCUAACAGCCAUGCCUGCAGUUUCUGGUGCAACCUGGUCAGCAGCUGAUUACAUCCAGAGUAACUGCGUUCUUAUUUGGUCCAAGGUAAAUGCUCAUCAAAAUUAUUGAUCAACAGUAUACCGGUUACAUUAGAAAUGAAUUCUGCUGCUUUAGUCUCUAACUUAAAGGCACAGUUCAGCCUUUUGAACGAUGGUUUUUAAGGCGCAUUUCAGCCCUUUUAAUUGAAAAAACUAACUAGGAAAAUCAAUUAAGCAUUACGCACGAUCAGCAAACUUAAUGUUUUUAACAUUUUAAAACAUUUUUAUUGUCAAAAACAUUGAGUUUACUGAUCUUGAAUUAUGUAUAUUAAUUGAUUUUCCUAGUUUUUCAAUUAUAAAAGGUCAGAAAUGCGCUUUAAAAACCAUCAUUCAAAAGGCUGAACCACACCUUUAAAGUACAAUGGAAACUCGUCUUACGGCCACUUCCGAUUUUUUUUUCGUCACCGAUUUUUUUUUUUUUUGUCCAGUCGAAGGUCAUCGAUUUUUUUCAAAAUCGCAAAUAUGAGACUGAGAUUCGACAGAUAUAUAUUGUACAAUGAUGUAUAAAGUCAAAGACUACCGUUUUCAGAGUCUGCAUGUUGUUUUGUUGACUAACAGAGUUCCACUGUGUGCAAUACAAUACAAUACAAUAAUUUAUUAAACUCUCCCCAGUCCUCAUGCAACGGGGCUUUUCGGAGCCAAUUAACAUUUACAAAAAAUUUAGAAGUUAUACUGUACUAACAUGAAAUUCUAACUAACUAAUUACUGGUAUAGAUGUAAAAAUUUUUAAAGGCCAAUUAAAUGCUACUAUGAAUAAUUUCCUAAAAUAUAUUUACGUAAUUUAUGUUUAAAAAUGUUAACUGAUGAACUACAUUUAAUGUUCUCUGGAAGUUCGUUCCAUAAGGAGACAGCACGAUAGUAGAAUGUCCGUUGGCCAGCUGCAAUUCUGAAAAAGGGGAUGUACAAAGAACUUGAGACAUUGCAUCCUGUGUCAUUUUUUUCUCCAAAUCUUUUAGAAAGGGAAAGCAUAUAUGUACAAGUUACCUGAAAGGUACCAUAUUUUUACAUGUAAUACCACUCUUUUCAUUCAGAUGUUAAAUUUAACACGUAUGAAAGCCGGACCGUCCUAACAAAAUACAUUGCAAAUUAUCUAGAUGCUGCCCAGAAAAACAAGUGGUACCAGGUAAAUAGUGAACUAUAAACAUUUUUCGAAAUACUUAUUUUCAUGCUAUUUAUAGAGAACUAAAUUUCUAAGCAGGCCAAGUUUCAGUGCGAUUAUCGGAAGAGGAUGGUCAACCUCAGUUGAUUCACACAUUUCAAGACCGUUGUCAAGAGGUAUGCAUAAAAAUACGGCGUGCAUAAUUGUGCCACGACUUUAAAUUCAUGUCUAUACAGUAACUAUACAAGCAGAAUUGUACGCAUAAAAACGCACAAGUUGUUACAGGUCUGCAAACAAGUUGUUACAAAUCUGUUCACAACCUGUCGACAAGUUGUGUUCGCACUGCUUGUUCCCAGUUGUUGUAACAAGUUUGGAACAAGCUGUUAACAACUUGUAACAAGCUUGAUGGUAUUAUCAUGAGACUCGUUACAAGGUUGUUCUAACAAGUCUUCUGAUACAAACGUGAUAUAACAAGAAUGUUACAAGGCUGACGACACAAGAUUGUAACAAUACUGUUAUAUCAUGACUGUGUCGGACUUGUUGGAACAACCUUGCAACAAGAACGAUAAUGCCGUCAAGCUUGUUACAAGUUGUCAACAUGUUGUUCCAUACUUGUUGACAACUUGGGACAAGCAGUGCGAACACAACUUGUUGGCAGACUUGCUACAAGAUGUGAAAUUUUUACGUGUGUACAUUGGCUUCAAAUUGCGUACUUGUACACGCGUAAAAAUCCUACAUCUUGUAGAAAGUCUGCCAACAAGCUGUCAACAUUGGUCUCGGUCUCGUUUUUAUACACCCUGUAUUUAUACCUGUAUUUUCAGAAAACAUUCAAUGGUUCAAGAAUGAUGUUUUCCUUUGGCCGCCGAGAACCUUUUCAUAAAUUGAUUGUUGAAGGAAAUGCAAAUGGAAGGUAAUAUACACAAGAAACAGCAAGGUUACACUUAGGUAUUAAGUUAGAAGCCAUUUGUCUUGUUUUGUUUGAGCAUCAGUUGAUUGUUUUAGAGUGAAUAUUUGGCGUAUUGAUGAGAUCGUACAAAAGCUCGAGAAUAAUGAAGAAAGUUUUGGGAAAUCAUUGGAAGGUGUGCAAUGUUUCAUACACAUCUACAGUAUUACUCUCUUUUCUUCUACGUUUUUACCAGAUAUACAUGCCUGCACAAAGCAAAAAACCGUUAUGUCUGAAAUGGGAAUAAGAUCUGCUUAUAAGUUCUUUGUAGGUUUGCAUGGCGAUAAAACAUAUAAUACUUUUGUUUGUGGAAACACCACGUAAAUUUAUUACUGCAAAGCUUUCGAUCCGUAAAAUCUGCUUAUACUUUUUCAGUUUCCUACUUUGUGUAACAACAACGAAUUGUUGCCAUGUUUGUUGCACGGUUGCUGUUCCUUGUGGAUCAAAUAAGUCGACGUUUCUAAACACUCGCAGACAAAGAUGUAUUGCAGGACUUUUUAGAUUUUUUUUCAUAUUUAUAACAAAAGAAUAUAAUUUCAAAUAUUUACAUGUUUAUAUACAGACUCCAAUUCUCACCCCAGCAACAACCCUAACCCACCCCAACCUACCCUAACCCAACUCUAACCCUAACCGCAACCAUUACCCCAAUCCUAACCCUAACCCAUCCGUCUUCCCACCCUAAUCCCAAACCCUAACCCUAAAACAUAACUAUAAUCAUGCCACUGCUUACCCUAAGACUAGUCAUCUUUCAGUUCCAACAUGCAUUAAUAGUUAAGAACCAUAAGCUCUUAGUUGUUCUCAUGCGCUAACUAAAUGUCCAUCCAGUAAUGACUGUUCACGGCAGUUAAAUAUCCACAGGCGUGACUUGAUUCCUUGUAAAACAAGAGAACAAAUUUCUUAUUCUUCUUCGCAACCUUGAUAAUGUUCGUCGCUCAGGUCGCUCAGCAGUAUUCUGUUUAACCAAAUUUCCACACGCCUCGGUUGUCGAGACUUUUCUUGCCGUAGCCGACUGCACGUCCUCAACAGCCGUGUGCUCGAACUUGCAAGAUGAAGGUAGGAUUACAUGUGAAACAAAAUCCUUAUCGCUAAUGUCCUCCAAAACCAUCUCUUCUUCAACUUUACAGGAUAAAGUUUCCGAGGUGGAGCUCAGUCCUUUCUUUAUAUUUACACUUUCGUUAUCCUUGUUCGAGUUUGAACUAUGAUUGUCUACAAGUUCGCGAGUAAAACUCGCAACUGAUUUUCCGAUCACUUUAAGGUCCUGUACGUUAUCAUUGCUUGUAGGAAAAUGUCCACAUUCCACUCUUGUCCCGGAUGUUUCACGCCGACUUUCAAAGUUUAAUCCUUUUUCAAGACUUUCACGUUUCAGUUUCUCGUCUUCACUACUUUCUAUAUUCUCACGAUCAUUCUCUUUUUGAAGGCGACGUUGUUCUCGCAACAUUUCAAGAGUCACUUCAGGUGCCAUCGUUGACAAAGCAUGUUCAUUGUUCAAGUUAGAACUCUCGAACAUAUACAUGGAUGAAUCCUCAACACAAUUAUUCGGAUUUGGAAUCCAAAUAUCAAUUUUCUUUUGAUUUCCUUUGGACUUAAUUCUUGUGUUGUUCAUCGAAGUGGAGUCCUUUCGCACAGAGGAGAAUUCGACGUUUAAUGAGUUAUUAUUUCCAAUAUUGUCUCCGUGCUUAAGCAUUCGGUGUGUUGGACAAUUUUUUAUAUCCACGUUACUCUCUUCUUUAAUCCCAGUUUGUUGCUGAGCAUUAAUUUGUUCCUUGACGCAACGUUUCCCUACGAUAUUAUCAGGAAGUUCUUUCUUUGCAAAAUUUUGCUGCCCGAAAUAAGCUUCAUCCAUCACGUGUUCUUUUCUUACAGUGUUUUCCCGUUCACGUGCAAGCUCCGUCUUCUUCCUUUCGUCCUCCGAAGCUUUCUGCACUGCCAGCGGAACACGUACAAAGAACCCUCCCACGGGCUUACGGUGAACUCCGCAAGGAUCUUCGACAAUCUUGUCCAGACAUCUUAAACGUACUUCUAAGAACUUAGUGCGCAUGUCCCAGUGAUGUCGACUGUUGAACAUCUUUCCUUUUUGCGCAAAGAAACGAACAAACUCGAUGGUGUUUCUCCACUCGCGCAUGUCAUCAAAUCCUUCGUAAAGCAUGGCGACACCCGGAAACACGCUAUCGGGAGAAUGUACUUUUAACGUCGGCGAAAGAGGACGCACCACACCUACACGUAGGACUGUUCCAAGAUGAUCACUCGCUUUUGGAAAUAUCCACUUGUCUUCCAGUAUUCCUUCAUUGUCAAAAUCGUUCUCAAAAUUCUCGGAAAGAUUUUCACUCUCAUCAGAGAAACAUAUUUCUUGUUCCGCCCUCAUUUCUCUUCUUAAAAUUCACAAACGACAAUAAAUCCAGAUAAAAUAUCUCUCUGUUGCAAACGUAUACGUCCUCGCGCUUUGAAUACAAAUGCAAUUUAUGGUUAAUUUGCUCGCGCGCUUUUUGUUACAUCACUAAUUGAACGCAUCGUCAUCGGAUGUUUGUUGCAUCAUGAAAUUACACGCGACGUCGUAAUUAGCCAUUCCGAAGUUGAUGAGUGGACUGGAGACGAGUGUUAAAAAGUGCCCAAAUUAAGAAAUGAACCAAAUCACUAAAAAGACCACCUCAAAAUUAGUAAGUAUACAAAGUUUGAAGACGUGUACAUGAAUAUCCUUCGAAUAAUAAGCUUUCGAAAAUCGUGAUAUUAGAGAGGUUAAGAUACCCGGUUUCGGUGUAUGUGUACGGGUAGCAUGAUUUUGGUUAGCAAUAUUUUCGUCGAUGUCUGUACCUUUAAUCGUAAUUAAGGUGCACAUUUUUCGCAUUAUAUUAUUGUCUGUUGCAAGAAAACAGAAAAAGUAUGAUCGAAUUACAGACAUAAGUAAAACAAGAUGACACUACUCGUACCCGUACACCGAAACCGGGGUAUCUUAACCUCUCUAUUUACUAUGAAGUUGUAAUUUUUGUUUUUGGGACGCGCGUCCCAAAAACUAUCUUUUAAUCAGUAAUUUCACAAUUUUCGAAAGCUUAUUAUUCGAAAGGUAAACGUCUUGAAAUUUUGUAUACUUACUAAUUUUGAGGUGGUCUUUUUAGUGAUUUGGUUCAUUUCUUAAUUUGGGCACUUUUUAAUACUCGUCGCCAGUCCUCUCAUCAACUUCGGAAUGGCUAAUUGAUCGAUAAUUAGCGCAUCUUUCACACGUGAUCGGGGCCGGUUGUUCUAAGCUGGAUUAUGAACCUAUGUAAACGUCAAAUUCAAAGCAAACAUCCCGACAGUUUGUUUAUAAACUUGGAAAUAUUUCUUCAGAAGUCUUGUCUGGAUGAAUAGGCAUUUACUUUUUUGAAGUUUGAAAAACAAACAAACGUGCAGAGAUACACAAACUAAAAUCUUGUAACAAUAUGAAAUUGGUCGAAGACCCGUACUCAGGAAAUAAAAUAACAACAUAAAACGCUCACUGAGUUUCCAGCGAUAUACAUACCCUUUUCUAGAUAUAUACCUAAUAAUAAUAAACGAACGAACGAAUGUAAAUGAGCUCACGAGUGGAAGGAAUACAUUCGUUCGUUCGUUUAUUAUUAUUAGGUAUAUAUCUAGAAAAGGGUAUGUAUAUCGCUGGAAACUCAGUGAGCGUUUUAUGUUGUUAAAAUCUUGUAAUCCAAUUUUGAGCAACCAACCCCUAAAACACUAAAUAAAAAUACUAAAGACACUAUUUUAACUAUCCAUGCUUUUGGUAUAUCUACUCGGAAACCAAAUACGUUUUAUGGGCUACUGUACCUAUGUUUCUGACAAAUGAUUUAAUUUUAACAAAUUUUCGCAUAUGAGAACUAUGCUCAUUUUUAAAAAAACUAUAAACAUAUAGAAACUUUUUACUUUUUUAGCUAUACCUUGCAGUGAAACAAGCAGUUAUAGUGAUGUUUGGAAAUCCUCUACCAAACCUUGUGGCUUGCUCGAUUCCUUGGUAGGCAAAAUGAGAUAUUACUACACCUUGGAUGUACUAUUUUUUUGUGUGUAUGGUUACUUUGUAAGCACAUUAUUACUCAACUUAAGAGUGCGAAAAUACUAGUGGGUUUUGUGAGCAAGAUCGUUGUUAGUCCAUGUGCCAUUCAGCUCUGUAACAGGGUUCAUUUCUGCUAACAUGAAGUUUUCUGUUUAUAAAUGUGCCUCUGUUGCAUGUGAGAAGUGUCACCGUGUUUGACUCUACCAGAUAACGCAAGAUUUUCUCGCAGUAACAGUAAGGUUGAUGACCGUACUGGACGUCUAGGGGGACCGUUUAGAGCUGAUAGAGCUAUUCAGUAGCUAUCAAUACAGUUAGUAGUUUAUAGUUUAUGUUUCCUUUUGUAGUAACACUGGAUCGAUAAAGGAUGUGUGUUUCUGGAUGUCUAGGGAGAAUAGUUUAGAACUGAUAGAGUUAAUAAAUUCAGUUUUAACAUGAAUGCUAUUUAUAUAUGACAUGUGAUUAUUAAGCAACAUUAAUUUUUAUUUUCUUAGGAUGGUGGGCAAAAACCUGUGAAGAUUACAUCAAGUCUAUUUUUAGCAGCUCAAGGAAAGAUUGCGUGCGGCCGUCAAGAUGGAUCGAUCAUUAUAAUCUCCGCAACCAAAGCUGCAAUAACGCAGUUCUUGACGAAAGACAAUACUAAUCCUGCUGGUAAGAGCGCCUCGCAUGACUGACCAGAUUCAUACGAACUUGAGCAUGUUCGCAUUGCUUACAGUAUAUUAUCGUCUAUCUUUAUGUAUAGCUUGGCCAAAAUAUCAAAAGCUGAUCGGUCAUCGAAGUAAGGUCACCUGUCUUCUUUAUCCAUAUGGAGAAUAUGACCGCUACACACCUGAGCAUUUCGUGUCGGGAUCAGCGGAUUUCACAGUGAAGUUAUGGAACCUUACUUCCGGUGCUCUUCUGACGUCAUUUUCAGCCAAUGGCGGUGAAAUAUUGAGGUUGACGUGUACGCCUCCAAAAUGCAGUGUAAGUAGAUGGCGAGGCCAAAAAAAAAUAUGUGGGUUUCCGGUUUCUUCUUAUAAAAACUUAGGUAGGGUAGGUCGGUUUUAACUUUUUUUUUAAACUUUUUUUUUUAAUUUUCCGAAUAAGCGGACGCCAUUUUGUUUAGUUAGUGCUUCCACAUCCAAAGAUAAAUUUCCCUAAUAUUGCCUCAAAUUUCAAUUUUCCACAAACUUUUUCCUCUAAGUGGAAACACUUACAAGCAUGAUCCAAUAAAAAAGUUUAGGGUCGGGAUUUCGACGUCCAAAAGCUAGGUAGGGUCGGGAAACCGGAAACCCACAUAUUUUUUUUUCCCGACUAAAUUAACUUUAUUUACACUGGGUAACUCUAUCAGCCUUAAACCGUUCUUCUUUGAGAUUCAGCAAAGGUCAUCCGAAAGUGGUCCUGUAUUACUACAGAGGUAGACCUAAGCUAAACUAACUUUAUUUAUACUGGAUAGCUCUAUCAGUUCUAAAAUGUUCUUCCUAGAGGUCCAGUAAGUCUUAUUGACCCAGGAGGUCACUACAGGAGGAAACCUAAACUAAACUUACUUUAUUCAUACUAGUAACUCUAUCAACUUUAAACUAUUCUUCCAGAGGUCCAGUAUGAGACUAAAUUGAUGCUCCAGUAUUGAGAAAUUGUGGCGUGUCAUCGUCGGUAUUUGUUUUAUUAUUUUCUAGAUCCGUAUUCAACACUGCGUGUGCUCAAUAGCUCAAGAUCACUCCGUUGCAUUGUUGAAUUUACGAGAUCAUCGCUGUCUCCUGCUUGCGUCAUGCCACAGGUUCCCUGUACAAACUGUAAGAUGGAAGCCAGCAGAGGACUUUCUGAUUAUUGGUCUGUCUGAUGGAAGUGUAUAUGUGUGGCAGAUUGAAACUGGUAAGUUUUGCCUGGAACAAUUUCUUAUUCCAUUUCCAGGCAGUUGCAUCACCCAGGGGCGGAUCUAGCCUCAUCUGCCAGGAGGAGUGCAGGUUUUUCAUUGGGGAGGGGGGGGGUGCAUGAGGGAGCCUUGCUGUCCACUCUCCCCUGCAGUCUGCAACGCUAAUAUCUCAGCAUUACCAUUAUUUUUUGUUUAUUUAAAGUACUGUAUAUUUGAAAAUAUGGUCAUAUCAUGUGUACAUAUUUAACCAUGAUAUUUAGCUAAAGCAUUCUGAGUAUUUUCUCGUGAGUUCACAAAUCAAUUAAAUUGUUUCAAUAAAUCGACACGUGCUAACAGUUUCUAGAAGUUCCGCUAAUGGCUAUUCGAAAAGCAAAAAAUGUAUGGUCAAGCAGAUUUUUUAGGGUGGUGCUGGACUUCUCUAAAGGGGGGGGGGGGGUGCUAGACACUACUAGGUGGGGUGCGUACUCCCUCGGUAGAUCUGUCCCGGGCGAACACGCGAGAUUCACGGGUUUAAUUGUAGUAUUUACUUUUGUGUCCAUCAGGUAAUUUGGACCGCUAUGUAACGGGUGAUGCGGCUGUUGAUAUCCUCAAUGCGUUUGAUGAUGAAUCCAGCAAGAGCAGUACGGACGGCAGUCUGAGGUCUCGAACGGUGUUCACGAAAAAAUUAUCGCACAUUGCGACAAACAUUCCCAAAAUGCCGUCACAAAUGUCGUUGAGAAAAAUCAAGAGAACUCGUUCGUCAAGUCCCAGACUACGAAAACGAGCGGCUGCACGUUCGCCAGGUAUGAUGGGAAGGAUUGUUGAUUUUCCCCAAACAUGCGAACUUAGGCUGUUAUCUAUUUUUGAUACCGUAGAAGAUUUUAACAUCUUUAACAGUUUUUAAAUCAGUUGUUAUAAAUCAGUUCACAAGUUGUCGUCAAGUUGUGUUCGCAUUGCUUGAUCCUAGUUGUUGUAACAAGUUUGGAACAAGCUGUUCACAAGUUGGAACAAGCCUGAUGGCAUUAUCAGACUUGUUACAAGGUUGUUCUAACAAGUCUGAUACAGUCAUGAUAUAACAAGAAUGUUGCAAGGUUGACGACACAAGGUUGUAACAAUAUUGUUAUAUCAUGACUGUAUCGGAUUUGUUGGAACAACUUUGCUACAAGUCUGAUAAUAUCAACAAGAUUGUUGCAAGUUGUUAACAGCUUGUUCUAAACUUGUUGACGACCUGGGAUAAGCAGUUGACAGGAAAGUUGACAGGGUUGGUUAGGAAAAGGGCCCACAGUAAUUGGCACAUGCUGUUGUGGUGACUCUGCCCUAGUUAGCAAAGCUAAAUAAAUAAAACCUGUUGAUGGCUUGUUGGCAGACUUACCAUAUGUGAUUUAGAUGUGAUAUUUGUACGCGUGUACUGCACACAUAAAAACGCUCAACUUGUAACAAACCUUAUAUCAAUGCUGUUCCAACAACUUGUCAACAGGAUGUGUUCGCACUGCUUGUUCCCAGCUUAUUGACAAGUUGUCAUCGGCUUGUUGACAACUUGGUGCAAGGUUAUUCAGCUCAACAGACUUCUAACAAGUUGUUCCAACAACUUGUUAUCGUCCUUGCCUGUUGGCCAACAAGUUGUGAGUGACAACCUUGUAGCAACUUGAUGAAAUGGCAACAUUGAUACAACUAGCUUGUUGACAGGUUUGCUACACGCCUGUUGCGAACACAUCUUGUUGACAAGUUGUGAGAUUUUCACGUGUGGGCCUGAAUAUCUUCUUCACUAUGUAGUUGAUAGUUAUCAAGAGAUGAGUAAAAGUGUGCCAGUGCGUGUGACGUCUCUCAAGACAGGACCCAACGAAUCUGAAAUUCAUGUCAUGUUGUUUGAUAUGGAAGCAUUAAUCUGUCAUCUGCUUGUCGAGGAAACAAAGACGCAGAAACGUGAGUUGUUAAAGUUCUUUUGAUGUCAGAAAGUUGUGGUUUGUGAGGGAUUCAACAACAUGAAAAAUACAAGUAAAACUUCGACAUUUCGAGCGACCUUCUUCCCAAGGCUGAUAAAAAAUGGGCCAUAUAGUAAUCCAAAAUACUUAAUUAAGAACUGGUAAAUCAGGGUGCGAUGAUUCACGUACCUGACUGGUACUCCAAUGGCUACUGCCACGUACUUGGGCUGGUAGAAACUUAAGAGUCAAGGUGUACUUAAGAUUUAAAAUGAAGUACAUAAAGUACAGGAUUCUGAAAGGUAUUCAUUCAGUGACUUAAAACUACAAGGAGCAAACACUACAAGUCGACUCCAACAUUCUUUAGUCUCCUCAGUCCAAUCAUGUUUCAUGUCAAGACAUGUCAGACUUACACAUAUACGGUAUUGAAUACCUUAGGCUUGGUAAGGCCAUGUGGUACCAGCAAAAUGUAAGCACGUAGAUAGCAAGACCUACGUGGUACGUGACUGAAAACAAAGAAGUACCCGACCGUAAUAUUGGCGUACCUCUGGUACGUAAGUACGCGAAUUAUUGCACCCUGGAUAAACUCAUAUUCAUAUUUCAAAAGACGUCUUCCUCCCAGCAUUAUAAUUUGCGGGGCUCUUCCACUAAACUCCAUUUGCCCAAGCCUAAGGCUGAAUAUCUUAAAAAAAGUCUUAGCUAUAGAGGGGCUAAACUGUGGAAUAGUCUCCCAAAUGAAUUAAGAGGAAAAGAAUCACUAGCUAUAUUCAAUAAAAACGUAUGACACGUGGCUAUUAUUAGAGUUUUCAAACCCAUAUUUACCUUGACUAUUUAAUCUAUUAGUAUUUACUAUUAUGUAUGUAUGUAUGUCCUGUAUGUACUAUUAUCUAUUUAAUUAUGUAUGUAAUUGUAAUAACUGCCUGUAAGUUUCUGUGUUUGUAUGUUUAACUUUUCUAAAUUUUUAAUGUAAAUUUGAAUUUAAUGCUAUGCCCCCCUUGGAAAUCAGCUUUUGCUGUAGGGGUUAGCGUAGUAAAAUAAAGUUUUACCUACCUACCUACCAUUCGUAAAUGAAAACACAUUAUGGUUAAGAUUAAGGUUAAGCACUACGAUUUUUAAACAUGUAUUUUUUUAGUUGGGUCAAACACGCGAAAGGUAAACAAAGACCACACAAAACAUGUUUCCUUCACCUCUGGCAAUCAAGUAAGUCCACACCUCAAGUUUUUGGAAGAAAUCCACGAUGGCGCUCAGCUUCUGGUCUCGUGUCUGCACUCUUGGGGACUGGAUUCUGAAAUUGACGAAACCUGUAUUUCUAGACUUGGACUUCUUCAACCGGUCAAACCAGUUUCAUUUGGUCUCCUGACGCACAGGAAGCUUAGCCUGAUUGUGCCUGGAUGGUAUUCAAACUCUGCUCGAAUGUCGGGCUCCUCGCAAAAUGUAUCAGGCGGUAAGAUAUGAUAACUAUUUACAACAUGAGCAGAUGUGUUGUAUUGGUUAUACGAGCCGAGGACUAGAGGUUGUAUAUUCAUUAACUGUGGUAUAUCCAAUGCGCCUCUAAUCAUCCCAGAAUUACUUGAUGCUGCAUCAUUCUAAACAGCUUACGAUGAAUAAGUGAUACAGCAGCAAACAACUAUAUGCGUAGAGUUACCACAGCUAAAUCUACUGACGCACUCAAUUUUAUUAUUUAAGUCAACCAAGAAUUUUUGAAUUUAUUUUUAAAGGAAGUUAAGGAAAGAUUGUGAUAUCUUCUUAUUAAUCCCUAAUUGUACUCGCCAUCGCAUGAUUACCUAUACUAACUAUGGGAGCCUUGAGAUCUGUUUAGGUCAGUUCAGUCCAGAACCUUGAGAUCUGUUAAGCUCAGUUUAGUCCAGAACUUUGAGAUCUGUUCAGCGUAUUCCAGCUCAAUUCUAAUAAUAUGAAACUGUAUUGAUCGCAGGAAACGUCCAUGACUCGGCCGUGGGUACCAGUGUGACUGGGAACAUGAAAUUCUUCGAAUCCCGUUGGGAAUUUUGUUCUGCGCUGACAACUCAACAUUCACUGAGUAUUGUCGCUUUAACCAAUACACUCAUGAGUAUGGCUCAAAUUAGCUUCUUACCACGUUUCGACAAAGGUCCGACUUCCCCACGGCGUAGCGAGAAUACUACGAAAGUUCCCGAAAUGGAGUCGACGUCUCACGAUGAAAACCCGAGUGUUGCUAUCGGUUCCAUGAUUCGCGCGAAUAUCAAAGCGGGCUGGAGUCGACUUGCGACUUUGUAUUGUUGUUUGUUGCCGGAUAAAUUAGACAUGGUGUGCUACAGACCGCCUCUGUUGCAUGUGUUGGCGAGGAGAUGGCAAGACCGCUGUCUGGAGGUGAGCUGAUCGCAGGCACUAGCAAUUUGUUAGCAUUUUAACGUGGUGUAUUUUAUACCGAAAUUGUUUUUUCUAGAUUCGUGAAGCCGCUCAAGCUAUCCUGGUGACUGAAUUACGGCGCAUUAACUUUGAAGGCCGAGCGAAAGUCGUGGAAACCUGGGUCCAAUACCUGCCUCAAGAAAUCGAGGGUUCCAGCAUUCUCAUGGAAUCCAGUGAUUCUGACUCAGGUUCGUCUCAAAAUUACAUAUGCAUAUUACAAAUUUUUAUUUUUAAAUUUUGUUGCCAGGAAGACAAAUAUAUUUUCUAGGUCUACAUUAAACCUUGUCACCAGGCCUGGUCACCAGUGUAGUUUUUAGUUCGUUUUCUUGUAAAUGUUUAUCAGAACUCAUUCCUCUAGAUCUUUCAGAUUCUGGCGGAGUUUCAGUGACCGAAGACGACUUUUCCGAGGACGUUCUCAAUGUCCUUGAUGGCGCCAAAAAGCUCUUCCAGUAUGACGCCAGUCGUCGCCAGGCAACGUCGAUUAUAAUGUUAGCUGUGAUUGGCUCAGAGUUUCAGAAAGAUCUUGGAACAUUGACCAAUAACAAAGCGGAAAAAACGUCGAACAACGGACAGAAAAAAAUCGGGUUUCAAGGUGAUCCUUAGGAAUUUAGAUUUAUAUAUUUUGGCCAUACCCCCUAUCAUGUUUACUCGAGGAAACGUUGCACCUCAGUCGUAUAUGCGACGAGUUAUUCCUGUUUUACUUCACCAAAGUUUAAGUAAUUUUAUGUUUGAAUGAUUAGACCAUACGCUUAGUAAAAAUUUAUUUUAAUAUAAUGUUUAUUUUAAUUUUAUUAAAAUAAUUUUUUUACUGAGCCUAUGGUCUAAUUAUUCAAACACAGAGUUACUAAAAUGCGGCUUAGAAUAACAUUUAGGUAGUUUAGUUUAGUUUAGUUUAGUUUAGUUUAGGUUUUCUCCUGUUGUGACACUAAAGCCAAUAAAGUAUGAUUCUUACUAGUCCUCUAGGAGAACAGUUUAGAACUAAUGAACCUUUCCAGUGUAAUUAAAGUUAAGAUUCUAUUUUCCCCAGGUGAGUUGUUGCUUCCUUCGCGUGUCGUCUACCUCACCGGCCGUGCUCUGAUGUUCAUUUUACUCAAAUCUCAGUCCCAAUCCCCUCGCACCCUCUCCUAUACCUCCAUGCGACGAGCCGCCAUCGACCUCAUAGGCCGAGGUUUUCCUUUGUGGGAGCCCUACAUGGAUGUGUCAGCAGUCCUCAUGGCCCUUCUCGAACUGUGUCCAGAUAAUAGGAGUCACGUGGCUUCAUUCUCAAAGGGAUUACCGUUGUCCAGUGCUGCAGAUUCACAAAGAUCAGCGCGACAUGCUCUGACGUUGAUUUCUACGGCACGCCCACUGGUGUUUAUCACCACUUUAGCAAAAGAGGUUGGUGAAAAUCAUCAUUUAUUUCGCAAUUGAGUACACACGUAAAAAUCUCACAACUUGGCAAUAAGAUGCGUGUGCAACAGGCUUGUAGCAAGCUUGUCAACAAGUUGUAACAAUGCUGUAAUUUCAUCAAGUUGCUACAAGAUUGUCACUCACAACUUGUUGACAAAUUGUUGAAUUGCAGGACGAUAACAAGUUCUUGGAACAACUUGUAACAAGUCUGUUGAGCUUAACAACCUUGUAGCAAGUUGUCAACAAGCCGUCGACAAGUUGUCGUAACAAGCUGGGAACAAGCAGUGCGAACACAUCCUGAUAGCAAGUUGUUGGAACAACAUUGCUACAAGUCUGCUGCAGGUUUGUUACAACUUGUGCGUUUUUAUACGUGUUUAGAUGAAUGAUUCGCAAAUGGGUGAUUGAACGGUUAACUAUUUUGAUAUGCAUAUUUUAAUUCUUCCGGUCUGAGCUACAAGUUAUGAUUAAAUUGCUGCGCUAUAUGCGCUGUAAAGUUCUACCCCCACUGAUACAAUUAUCAUUCCAUUGGUAGGUAGCACGCAGUUCUUCAGCGCAAGCCUCGUUGUCAUUCAACCAAGCUUCCCCAGCAGCCAUUGCGGUCUACAGUCAUGUUCGUCACCAGCCCUCUUCAGCCGACAUUCAGCACUCGUCCACUCUACAUCGCUCGAAGAAAGAAAUUCUGCGAGUUCUUGAACUGAUGAUUGAAAAAACACAACAAGAAGUCAUUAAAUUAUUGCCAGAGGUAACUUCAUGAUUUAGAAAGGACCGUCACAAAAAUAAAUCACCACAGCUAGAAAGAGCAUAUUAAAAUUAGUAAAUUUGCAAAGUUUGGUUGCGAAAUGUUGUAAAAUGCGGAAAAUAUAGCCUUGCAAAGUUUGCAAAUUUUGUAUACUUUUGUUUUGCGUGCAGAAAUUGCUACCAUUUUCGACCCAAAUGUGGUAGGAAUUUCUGCACGUAAAACAAAAGUAUACAAAAUUUGCGAACUUUGCAAGGCUAUAUUUUCCUCAUUUUACAACAUUUCGCAACCAAACUUUGUAAUUUUACUAAUUUCAGUAUGCUCUUUCUAGCUGUCGUGAUUUAUUUGCAUCUCCUUGCUUAGUUUUAAAAUUAGUCUAUAAUGGGAAUUGUCUAUUGUAUUUAAAGAUUUCACAUUCAAUAGCUAAUUACUAAAUUAUCAUGUGAAUUACAACAAUUGUUAACAAAAUUGAAUUAGUUGACACUACUCCAUUUACAAAAUUUGAAUUAGGAUUAAAAACCAAGUCUAAUAAAGUACUUCUAAGAUAAAGUUUGGUUAAAUCUAUUAAUUCCAUAUACAAUUGGACUAUUUUUAUAACGUUCAGUUCUACAUUUAAAAUUAUAAAAUCUGUCUCCGUUCGAUCUGGUGGUUCUAUCCUAACGUUCUCAACUUUGUUGGAUAAUAAUCCUUUGUUGGGUAAUGUACUCAAUCAAUCACUUUUUUGGUUUUUUUCCAGGUCGUACAGAUACUUGUUCAUUGCAUUGAGCCAAGACACCUCAAAGAACGCGGUUCUAAUAAAGUACUUCUAAGAUAAAGUUUGGUUAAAUCUAUUAAUUCCAUAUACAAUUGGACUAUUUUUAUAACGUUCAGUUCUACAUUUAAAAUUAUAAAAUCUGUCUCCGUUCGAUCUGGUGGUUCUAUCCUAACGUUCUCAACUUUGUUGGAUAAUAAUCCUUUGUUGGGUAAUGUACUCAAUCAAUCACUUUUUUGGUUUUUUUCCAGGUCGUACAGAUACUUGUUCAUUGCAUUGAGCCAAGACACCUCAAAGAACGCGGUUUGAUGGAGAUAUUCCCUGCGCUUUUCAAGUAUGUAUGAUUUCGUUAAUUUAUUUUGGAAAAAAAACCCCACCAUGUUCAUGUUAUACACGUAAAAACUCUCGAGUUGUAACAAACCUGCAGCAGACUUGUAGCAAUGCUGCUUCAACAACUUGUCAACUGCUUGUUGACAACUUGCUACAAGGUUGUUGAGCUCCACAGACGUGUUACAAGUGUUCCAACAACUUGUUAUCAUCCUGCAAUUCAACAGUUUCUCAACAAGUUGUGAGUGACAACCUUGUAGCAACUCGAUAAAAUAACAGCAUUGUUACAACUUGUUGACAAGCUUGCUACAAGCCUGUUGCGAACACAUCUUGUUGUGAGAUUUUUACGUGUGUAGGUCAAUCAAAAUCUGGCCUGAAGAAGUGAACAACGCGCUUUGGAAAUUUUGCAUCCCUUCUAUUGAAUGAUAUUACAAUAAACAAAAAACAUAAACUUGGUAAAUGUAUAUUUAUAAAUUUCCGUUUCAGAUUCCACAUGAUCAGUUAUUGUUCCAAUACACGUCGCCUAGCUGUCGGUUCUAAAUCUGGCCAGCUCACAAUGUACGAACUACGCUCUGCCAAGGAACAGGUACAGUAAGGUCCACGUUCUCAAUCCGAAUCCGUUCCGUCAUCCAUCUAAAGGCCCGUUAACACUUGCAAUUUUUCCUGCGAUUUCUAGUGCGAUUUCCUCCUUCUGAUGCAUGUGAACGAGUAAAUAAGUUAUGAAUAUUCAGAGUAUAUGUCUCACCGAUGCACUCUCAUCUCAACAUGCAUAACUCAUCCACUCGUUCACAUCCUUCAGAAUGAUACAAAUUCAGACAGUCGUUUCCUUUGCUGUCGGUUAUUUAUGCCACCCAAACUCGCGUGAUUUCUUAGUAUGACGUAAUAUUCCCGCGUGACAGCAAGACCUCAAUAUAUACAUGUUACUCCAUCAGGUGAUCCCGGCUCAUUCAUCAGCAAUCACCGCCGUACAAUUCUCAAAAGAUAGCAAACUCUUGGCUACUUAUUCAUACGAAGAAGCGAAAAUUAACUUUUGGCAGGUAGGUUGCUUUGCAUUUACAUUCUUAUCGGCUUAACUCUCUUUCCCUUCCUUGAAUGUAAAAUAGAGCCUGACACUCCACGCUGGUAGUAUUCAGGAAAUUUUCUCCCAGUACAGCAGGCUCAUAUUUCGAGCGGACGUCCGAUGAAAAAUUGAAAGCUUUGCGUUUUACACAAAGCUGCAAAUUUUUUACGAGAUGUCCGCUGACAAUAUGGGAGAACAUUUGCUAAAUUUGACCGUCGUGCUCAGGCUAUAUCAGCGAGGAUAUCAAUUGGGAAGUUAUGCUGUUUGCGCUUUCGUCCGUUGUAUUAUGGUGGCGAAGUCGUCAAAGCAAGCGCCUGUCAUCUCUGAGAGCGUGGACUCGAUUCUCGCUACGGAGUCGGUCAAUGCUCUGCCGAACGUCGUGGGUUUUCUCCGAGUGCUCCAGUUUCCUCCCACAAGGAAAGGGUGGGUUAGGAUAAACACAUAGUUGGGAAAGUAAUAUCACAAUUAUUGUGAAAUUGACUUGUUGUAAAGAUAAAUAGUCCAGCCUUAAGCCUGGUUCACAUUAGCAAUUCUGUUGGUGAUUUUUCUCCUCUUGGCAAAUGUGAUUGAAUGAAUGACAUGCAAAAGACUUAGAAUUGUUUACUUCUGAAAAGCGACUCUAUACUUUUGUGUGCGAGUUCACUCAUUUGCAUCCGUCAGAAACACAAAAUGGCCGACAAAAUUGCUAGUGUGAACCAGGCUUAGUAGGUAAUAUAAGUAAGUGCAAUACAUCGAUUGGAGUGAGCUGUAUAAUGUACGUAUUUCUUUUCUCCCUCGUUCGCUAGGCCAGUUCCUCGCUGUUCGGUGUACUCGGCUCAGGAAUCAAGUGUAUUCGGUCUACAACCGUGUCAAAGGAUGUGAAAAUCACUCCAGUGAAUCUCAGACAGACCAAGUUAGUCUGGGUGAACCAGAAGUCCGUCGUGUUACUACUGCCGGACAGUACCCAGUACAAGUUUACGGUUUGAUGUGUAUGUGUGUUGUAUUAUGCUUUCUACAUGCAUCAAGAACAGAUCGAUGGCAAUGGUAUAGUCUUUGGUAGUGAAGUUUUGCAGCUACGGUAGGAUUUGUCUUGUACACGUUAUUGGUGUGUUAUGUGUAUGGUAUGUUGUCGUCACUCCUCAGAGAAUGAAUGGAUUUGAAUAAACUAAGAUGGCAGUACACUAAUAGUAUUUCCUGGCCUAUACACACGUACAAAUCUCACAACUUGUCAACAAGAUGUUUUCGCAACAUGCUUGUCAAAGCAAGGUUGUCAACAAGUUGUAACGGUGCUGUAAUUUGUGCUGUUAGUUGUAAUAAUGCUGUUGAAUUGCAGGGGCCGCUUGUUCAAAGCUGGGUUAGCUUAACCCUAGGUUAACCUAAAAUUCAAAGCAAACUUCCUGACAGCUUGUCUAUAAAUUUGGAAAUAUUUCUUCAGAGAUCUUGUCUGGAUCAGUAGGAGUUCACUUCUCUGAAGUUUUGAAAUAAACAGACGUGCAGAAAUACACAAACUAAAACAGCGGGUUAAAUUUAAACCCAGGGUUAGCGCUAACCCACCUUUGAACAACCGGCCCCAGGACGAUAGCAAGUUGUUGGAACAACUUGUAACGAGUCUGUUGAGCCCAACAACCUUGUAGCAAGUUGUCAACAAGCCGUUUACAACUUGUCAACAAGCGUGAAACAAGCAGUGCGUCAACAUCCUGUUGACGAGUUGUUGGAACAACAUUGCUACAAGUCUGCUGUCACAACUUGUGCGUUUUUACGUGUGUAGUCGGGAGGAGAACAAAAAGCUGCCCAAGAAAGUUUCAGCGCCCAUCGGUAUUGUCAACGUAAUCAUAUACUGUAUUUAAAAUUAGUAUAACUAAUGUCAUAUAAUAGAAAUUUGUAAUAGAAAGUAAUGUGCUGUGAAAUGUACAUAAGCCUGUAUCGAAUAAACAAAUGUUUGAUGAUUUGUGGCGUCACAGCAUAUUUCAAAGCAUGCAUUUGAUAUUAAAUGCAGUUACCGCUGAUCGUCCGUUUCGAAGGCUAUACUUGACGUCACAAAUCAUCGCUCGCAACUACCAACAAAAAUCUGCAUUCUCAACAAUUUAAAGCACGAGUGCUUUAUCAGAUAUAAAAGACGAUGCGACAGUCGAGUGUCUUAUAUCUGACAAAACUCUGACUGCGUGUGUUUUAAAUGGCUUAAAAAACGACCCACCUAAUGAGUUCAUUGGCGAAGUUAUUUUAAAAAUCAACGUUAACGUUCUCUAAGCCGAGAAAAUCGAAGCUGAAAUUUAUGUAAUUAACAUGAUAUAUCCUAUAAAGUAAUCAGUCAAAUGAAUACGUUAUUAUUAUCAUUAAAACUUUAUUUUCACACGGAGUCCAUUUCACAAAAUGUGCUCUUCCAUCGUGCAUAUACCAAAAUAUCUACAUAGUACAAUUACAAUUACAA